Messenger RNA from Seminavis robusta, 2358 nucleotides. NCBI's taxonomy places the organism in Eukaryota, Bacillariophyta, Bacillariophyceae, Naviculales, Naviculaceae. The record is from the annotation of a GenBank genome assembly.
AUGACGUGCCGUGCCAAGAUGCCCUUGCCUGUGUGGAUACAGCAGGUAGUACUGAUUAUUACAAUGACAAUAAUAUGCGUUGCUGUGCCUUGUGUGGCCGGAAUAAUAGACGAUGAUCCGAUUAUUGGUGGGAAUGGACAAAGACAGCAGCAAGGGGGGACGAACGAUGACCAAGACGUCGACACGUAUGGCUGGUCCACAAUCGUAAGCACAAACUCCAAUUUCUUGCAAGAAUGUUUUCAAGACAGCGAAUCUUGUCGAUACGAGUUUGAUGGAAAAUGCGAUGCUGGGUUGUCCUGUCCAUGGAACUCUGAUUGCUUUGACUGCGACACGGAUCCUUGCAGAGAAUUCGAUUACGAUUGCACUGGUUGCGUCGGUACGGCCGGCUGUAGUUGGUGUCCAGGAGAUGCUCUGUGUGCCGGAAACGGUGGCUGGGAAACUGGCACCUUUGCCUCCGUCAACAAAAUACUCUCGUGUCCUCUACCAGACGACUGGAAACAAUCCUGCUCGCCAACUAACUCGGAAAAUGUGUUUUCUGAUCCGCUCUACGAUGCCAUGGCAUGGUCGUAUCAACUCAUCAAUGUAGAACCGGUAUGGAGAAACACGGGAUUGACUGGAAAGGGGGUCCAUGUGCGCAUCAAUGAUGAUGGCGUCGACAAAUAUCAUCCUGAAUUCAUCAAACGAUUCGAUGAAGCCAAUUCGUGUCAAGAUCACAUGCCGGUAUACCCGGAUGCUCAUGGAACUGCCAUGGCAAGUCUAGCCUUGGCAGAGGCCGAUAAUGACGAAUGUGCCGUGGGGAUUGCGCCGGGUGCCACAGUCUCAUCGUGUACCGUACUUUCCAACGGUGGACAAGUCAAACUGCUCGAAGUUGGCGAGAGUUUGACGCAUGCUCUGGACGUUGUCGAUAUCAGCAGCAAUAGUUGGGGACCGGUACCGUGCAAAGGCAAGAGUAGACAACGAUUCUUGCAACAAGGCAACACGACAUCAUCUUGCCCCUUUCUGUACAACCACUCUUCCAAUCCGUGUGAAGCCUGUUCCGACGGCCUGCAAUCUCGAUGCAAACAGGCCGUGUCACUAUACUGUCAAAGUCUCUAUGAACUGGAUCCGGCAGCCUGUCAAAACUAUCUGGACCUUUGGUACGAAUGUGACUACGAUCCGUUGCCAGUCAAUGCGGGACAAGCCUUGGCGAAGGGAACUUCCCAAGGGCGAGGUGGGCUGGGUGUGAUUUAUGUUUUUGCGGCAGGGAACCAAAACAAGUAUGCUGUAGAUGUCAACAUGGAUGCAUUCAUACAAUCAAGGUUCACCAUCAGCGUUGCCUCUGUUGGAAAAGACGGGUUGCAUUCGAGCUUCUCAACACCCGGCGAGGCUAACUUGAUUUCUGCACCAGGGGGAGACGUUGAAAACUUGAGCAACAAUAUCGUUGCAAAGCCGGGAGGUGGAUGUCAUGGUCAAAAUGGUGGCACAAGCUUCGCAGCUCCUACUGCGGCGGGGGUCAUUGCUCUCAUGUUAGAGCAACGGCCCAAGCUAAGCUGGAGAGAUGUCCAGGCAAUAUUGGCCACUACGGCUCAGGUUGUCGAUUCAGACGAUUCUUCCUGGGUUGUCAAUGGCGCAGGUCUAGCUCACUCGACCAAAUACGGAUUUGGAAUGGUAACCGCGGACGCCGCAGUGAAUGUAUCGUCCACGUGGAUUAGUUGGGGCGACGAGCAACAGAUCAUGCUGGAAUCCGGUACCAUUGAUUUGCCCAUCGAAAACGACCCAUCUUCUGGUGUCGCCAGCGUUUUGGUUGUCGAAGAUGACGUGACCGGUUUCGUGACAGAGUCCGUCGCAGUGUAUUUGGACUUGGACCAUUUCUCUCGUGGCGACCUCUUGAUUACUCUAGAGAGUCCAUCGGGUACUGUAUCGGUCCUACACCCGGGUAAGCGCCCCGAGGCGUCAGUGGAAGCGGUGCACUGGAAGCUGACAACUCUCAAGAAUUGGAUGGAGAAUCCUGUAGGAAGCUGGACAUUGCGCAUCGUCGAUGAAAAACCAAGCGUGGAAGCGGAAGUUGGCGAAUGUUUGGACUAUGAGUUUUUGUAUCCAGUUGUAUCUGCUUGGUCUGGAAAUGUGUGGCGCUAUAGGCAAUGCGGUGACUUGUCAGGUGUGUAUUGUUGGGAUGGUACGAUCUUUGAUGAAGUAGUGACGGAAUGGCGGGAUGAAAACAAUGGCAACAUAUCCGGAGCUGAUGCAUGCUGCGUGUGCGGAGGAGGCGUAAAGGUACCGGAACAACAGACCCUUGCAUCCUGGACCAUGAUCAUCUACGGCCACUAUGAUGGGGGAGAAACCAGUACACCUGUCAUCAGCAGGCAGGACGAGCCAUGA